Messenger RNA from Alexandromys fortis (reed vole), 921 nucleotides. RefSeq names its product olfactory receptor family 9 subfamily A member 4 (gene Or9a4). Gene Ontology annotation, cellular component: membrane. Gene Ontology annotation, molecular function: G protein-coupled receptor activity; olfactory receptor activity. The record is from RefSeq and is a predicted model, not a curated record. Gene Ontology annotation, biological process: G protein-coupled receptor signaling pathway. NCBI's taxonomy places the organism in Eukaryota, Metazoa, Chordata, Mammalia, Rodentia, Cricetidae.
AUGUUGGGGAAUUACACAAGUGCCACUGGGUUUUAUCUUGCUGUUUCCCCUGUCUCUGAAAAGCUGUGCCACAUCCUUUUUGCUACCUUCUGCUUCUUCUACUUAGUGUCCCUAGUGGGGAACACAAUCAUCUUCGUGAUCGUCUGUGCUGAUAAACGCCUGCAAUUCCCCAUGUGUUUCUUCCUGGUUCACCUCUCCAUCCCGGAGAUCCUGCUCACAACCAUUAGUCCUGUGAUGCUUUGGGGGCUACUGCUCUCCGGCAUGGAGGCAAUAUCUGUGGCUGGAUGUGUGGUACAACUCUUUCUGCAACUUGCCCUGGGGACCACGGAGUUUUCCUUGCUCGGAGCGAUGACUGUAGACCAUUAUGUGGCUGUAGACCAUUAUGUGGCUGUUUGCAACCUCAUGAGCAGCCGAGCCUGCAGCGCCGUGGUAACUGUGUCAUAGUUAUUUGGGUUCUUUUAUCAAAUCUGGCCAGUUUAUGCCACAUUUCACCUUACCUACCGCAAAUCAAACGUGGUAGACAAUUUCUUCUGUGACGAAGGGAAGCUGCUCAAAUUAUCCUGCGAUAACACUAUUUUCCUAGAGUUUAUCCUCUUUUUAAUGGCUGUUUUUGUUUUCUUUGGUUCUCUAUCUACCAUUGUCUCCUACACCUACAUCAUCUUCACCAUCCUCAAGAUUCCCUCAGCCUCUGGGUGGAGGAAAGCCUUUUCUACCUGCGCCUCCCACGUCACCUGUAUUGUGAUUGGCUACCGCUGCUGCUUGUUCCUGUAUGUGAAACCCAAGCAAACUCAGGCAUCUGAUUACAAAGUGGUUUCCGUCAUGAUUUCCAUCGUAGCUCCGUUCCUCUACCCUUUCAUCUUCACGCUCCAUAAUGACAAAGUCCAGGACGGAGUACGCUGCUACCAGUUAUUCAAGAGUUAG